Messenger RNA from Penicillium longicatenatum, 273 nucleotides. RefSeq lists its product as uncharacterized. The record is from RefSeq and is a predicted model, not a curated record. Bases 1 to 273 code for a protein of 90 amino acids. NCBI's taxonomy places the organism in Eukaryota, Fungi, Ascomycota, Eurotiomycetes, Eurotiales, Aspergillaceae. The transcript has a single exon.
AUGAGGCCGGCUGUUUUCCUUGUCGCCCUCGCACCGGCCGUCCUCGCCGGCCCGUCACCACGCGCCCCCGACAGCACCGACCUAGCCAUGCGCUCCACCCCAUCAAUACCGGACCUUGCCCCGCGCAUCGCAGACUCUGAACCGAUGAUGGGCAAACUGGGUGCGCGGCAUAUCCUUCAAGCGCGCAGCGAAGGCUCUCUCGGCCAGACCCCGUGGAUCGGAAUGGCGAUCGGGUUGACCUGUACAGCUCUAGCGGCGGUCAUGCUAGGGUAA